GACAAAAAUCUUCGAAAACGAUAAUAGUAGCGAACGAAUGUCGUGAAAUACGAAAGGACAAUUAUCAUACGCAGUCGAGAACAAUAACAACGGAUAUUGGGAUCGAGGCAUUGUAUUGGAAAAAAUGAAAGAGAAACGGAGAAGGACCAAUCGGAAUAGAAAUAAUGAGGAAAUCGAUGCCACUCGCAGAAAGUCGAAAAAAGGAACGUGGAAAAUGAUGCAUCCAUGGCUAUAGAGCUGCGGAAAGAGAGGAACUAAAUAAAAUGAUGAAAAUAUAAGGUGAGGAGAGGUGGAAGGUUCAGGGUAGGACGCAGCUCCGCAGGAGCAGUAAUAUCGAUCGAUUUUCUCUGGAGCGAGGGAGAGAGAGUGAGAGAGGCAAAAAGAGAUAGAAGGUGCUGUCGGAAUGGAAAGAUCUUCCAUAAGCGGACUGGUGGUCCGGCCAGCAGUCGCUGUUUUGUAACUUUACAAGUCAAAUCUCGAAACUCAUUCGCCGGGCUUAUUCGUGCCAAAAUCCGAGUACGACGUCCGGGCAUAAAAUGCGACUGACCAUUCAGUUUCACAGUGAUUGAUGCGUGGAUAAAAAGAGCGAUAAAAUUAUCGGAAAAAAGUGAAUAUUUGUGAAAUUCUGAGCUAAUUUGAGUGACUCAAAGUGACAAUUGUGCUACGAUUUUUCGUGUUAUCAUUCGGCUCUUACUCGCCUUUUCUCAUUUUUUCCACCGGUCGAAUAAAAUAACCCGCGCUUUUUUCUCGGGAGUCGUUGCACGGAGAAGAUGAAGGAAGAGACGACAAUUACACGCUGCUGCUGGGUCUAGGCCACUAUUACCUCGACCUUUGGUCGAAACAGCUGACUGACCUAAACUCCAUUAUACGUUGGCAGUUUCCGGUUCAAAUUGGAUCAUCCCUAUUAAUUUAAUCUCGUUUCGAUUUAACUGGAAAAGUAACAAGAACAAAGCCAGCAAAUGAGAAAUCGAAAAGUUUCGAAACAAAGAAACGCUCCCAGCGAACGUUCUCGGAUUAUCUUGAUUGGGCAAAAAAAAAUUUAAUUCCUCCAAGUUUCUCGCAGUGGUGAAAAAAAGUACAGAGGAUCAGUCCAAUUUUGUGAAGUGAAAAUAUGCGAGAUUCGAAAUUGAGAUUCCAAUAAUAUGAAAAGGUCGUACGAAGCCAACAUGAAGCGAAGAAGAUUUUUAUUUUCACACAGUGAUUAGCCCAUCAAAUAAAAAUAAAAUAAAAAUAAAAUAUCACUGUCAUUACGGAUUUCUCGUCGUCAAUUUUUUUCAGAAUAUUCAAAAAAUAUUCGCAAGCUCGACUUUGAGGAUGGAAGUAGCUUAUCCAAAAAUACGGCCCGGCCUGGACUGCUGGAACAACGAGGACAAAUAUUCGGUGGCCAACAGCCAAGCGCCGCUUCAGGACGGAGAGGCCGAGCAUCCGGAGCGCGGCACCUGGACCGGUAAAUUCGAUUUUUUACUCUCGCUCCUCGGGUACAGCGUCGGAUUGGGAAACGUUUGGCGCUUUCCCUAUCUCUGUUAUUCGAACGGCGGCGGUGCAUUUCUCAUACCGUUUACGGUUAUGCUGGUAAUCGCUGGUUUGCCGCUCAUGUUCAUGGAGCUCUCUCUAGGUCAGUAUGCGAGCUUAGGACCGGUAGCCGCUUAUAAACGUUUCUCUCCACUUCUCCGAGGCCUUGGGUAUGGAAUGGUCCUUAUCAGUUCGAUUGUCAUGCUGUACUACAAUCUUAUUAUUGCCUGGACUCUUUACUACAUUUUCGCCUCUGUCGCCGGGGGAAGCGAGCUGCCUUGGAGCACUUGCGAUUUUACCUGGAGCACGGUGGAUUGUUACGAGCCAAGAGCUGCUGAAAGAUGCGCGAGUCAAAACACUUCGUACUACAAAUUGAUGUGCGUCAAUUCGAGUCUGCUCGAAGCAUCGGGAGUCAACAUAAGCACGGCCAUCAGGAAACCACCGGCUGAAGAGUAUUUCAACAAUCACGUUCUGGGAAUCAGCAGUGGAAUCGAAGUUACCGGAAACAUAAGACCAGCCAUGGCGGCCUGUCUCUUCCUCGCUUGGGUCAUCGUAUUUCUAUGCUUGAGCAAAGGUGUUCAGAGCUCCGGAAAAGUCGUCUACUUCACGGCACUAUUUCCUUACGUUGUACUCAUCGCGCUCUUCAUACGUGGUAUUUUGCUUCCGGGAGCUGACGAAGGGAUAUUGUAUUACUUGACACCAGACUGGCAGCGUUUGGGAUCGGCCAAAGUGUGGGGUGACGCAGCGGUCCAGAUUUUUUUUGCGCUCAGUCCAGCCUGGGGUGGUUUAAUAACAUUGAGUUCUUACAACAAAUUCGACAACAAUUGCUACAAAGAUUCGUUGAUCGUGGCGGUCAGCAACAUCUGCACUUCCUUUUUCGCGGGUUUGGUCAUAUUUUCAGUAAUCGGAUUUCUCGCUCACGAGUUGAAGGAAGAUAUUUCGAAGGUGGUCGACCAAGGAGCUGGUUUGGCCUUCAUCGUCUACCCGGAAGUCGUCGCCAGACUUCCGAUCGCCCCGAUCUGGUCGAUCCUCUUCUUCGUGAUGCUUCUCACCCUCGGUUUGGACUCGCAGUUCGCCCUCAUGGAAACCGUCACGACGGCGAUACUCGACGGUAUCCCCGCACUCAGAAACUACAAGACGCUCGUUGUUCUCGCGACAACAGUUUUUGGCUACAGCGGCGGAAUCAUUUUCACGACUCACGCAGGAAUGUAUUGGCUCCAGUUGAUGGAUAAAUACGCAGCAAAUUGGUCGGUCCUCCUGAUCGCAAUAACCGAAUGCAUUCUCGUCGCGUGGGUUUACGGAGCAGACAGAUUUUUGAACCAUGUUCAAGAAAUGAUUGGACCGAGAUCGAAGUUAUGGUGUUUCUUCUGGACCUGGAUGUGGAAAAUAGUGACGCCUGCUGCCCUUUUCUUCAUACUCGUAUUCAAUUGGGUCGACAAUCAACCUUUGACGUACGGAGCUUACGAAUACCCUACUUGGUCCUAUGCCGUGGGUUGGUUCAUCGGUGUACUUCCGGUCGUCAUUAUCAUCGGCAUCGCUUUGGCCCAGCUGAGACCACGGCGCCGGAAACCUGGUUACGACGACGAGGAGGAUGACGACGAGGAAGAGGUCGCGACGAGUGCCAGUGAAAAGUCGAAAAGAAGAAACGAUUCGGUGUGGGAAAGGGCACGAAAAUUGUUGCAGCCGACCGCAGAGUGGAGACCAGCGUCGAAAAACUCGUCCACCCCUUCGAGAACACUCAGCCAUGCUCCAUCGGCUGGACAAUCCGGAGGAUACAAUUCCGUGGACACGAUUGUGCUGGUAAAUGGACAGCCGAUGAUGUACGAGCCGCAGAGAGCGCCAGGCAAUGGAAAAAUACUGCCGGGCCCAUCGAUUUUGAAGAACUCGAGUAAAGCCGACCUCAUAACGUCCGAGCAGGUCUGACACGAUUUUUUCGCCAAGGCUGACAAGUAAAGAUUCACCGGAGUCGACAAUCUCGACAGAUAUAAUAUAAAAAGAGCGCGAAAGAUGAAAGAGAAAAGUUAUUUUGUAACAAAGUUUAGUGACGAUGGCGGGGAGCAUGAAAUGGGAGAAAAAUCAUAAAAGAAUAACGAAAGAGUUCGAGUCACAAAGAAUCAAAAUUAAUUAAUCGAGACUCAUUGAAAAGAAAGUAUGAAAAAGAGGCCGCCGCGACUGCGAAUGUGUUUUCUUCUGGCGACUGAAAAAAUAUUGAUCCUCAAAAAUCGAUUACGUAUGCAGAGACGUCCAACGCACGAGGAACGUAUUAUCGUGACGAAAGAGAUGAAAAUUAUUCGAAAAGUAAAAUGAAAAAUGAGGUGAUCAGAGCGAGAGGAAAUUUGCUGAGUAAGAUUCAGAGAAAAAAUAUUUUUGAAGAUGAAUUAUGACGAUAAACAGAGUGUCGAGAUUUGCGGAAAGAAAAUCAAAGGAUAAGAGCGAUCUCGGAAACGACCGAACGGCGUUUUCCAAAUUUUACUGAUUUUUUUCACAAACCUUUUUUGCUGUGAUCCAAACUCUUACGGUGGAUAUGAUUACUUCAAUGCUGAAAAAAGUAAUUGAAACAGUGUUUAAUGUAAUUAUGUAUGUUUAGAUGUUGAAAGUUAGUGUUGAUUCUGGCAAGAAUGAAAAUAAGUUAGCCAAUUAUAAAAAAAUGUUGCCAUUGUCCAAAUGUGUUGCUCAAUUGAUAAGUAAAAAAAAGUGUUUAAUGGCCAAAUAAUACAAAUUCGUCGAUCAAAUUUACCUUUUCGUUCAUUUUGCGAUCUAAUUCUCAUUUCAAUGACGAAUCAUACAGGUUGCAGAUAAGAUAUGCAGAAAUAGUCGUUAUCUCUAAGUUUGUGAAACGCGAGGAACGAGUUUACGACCGAUGAUAACUGGAAAAGUGAAUUAUCGAGGAGAAAAACCUUUUUUUUUUUUUUUUCAAAAUAUCCACGAUGAGUAACGACGAGCGUAACGUUUCGUCUAUUUUUGUCGAUCGUACGAUCGUUUUCAGUUGUGUGAACAAUAUGUCGACUGAUCAUUCAAAACAUAUGAAUAAAACAGAUAUACAAAUAUAUAUUUGUUAUAAAUGUUGUUAGAAGGCUGAUUAUGAGAAAGAAAAUACCGUUGUUUACAUCGUAAGAAAAUAAUCUAAACUGCAUAGAUAUAGAAAGAAAUGUUAAGUAGGAACAUUUGCAAAACGCCGAAGCUACGAAUCAUUUGUUUUGCCGAGGCGUGCAAAUUGGUGCAUAAAAACAUGAAAAAAAAAAAUGAAAAAGUAGAGCGAAAAGUACAAAGUAAGAAAAAAAACGAGAUGUUUUAGUAUUUAGGUAGAAAAAAGUGGCCAAAGAUAUUAAUUGUAAAAGGAUGGGAGUGCAAAAGUAGAAAAGAGGAAAAACAAGAGAAUAAUCGAGAGUAUUACAGUCCAUAGAAUACGUACAAAACGAGGGAAAUUGAUUGUGAUCACACAAAGAAUAAAUGUUUAAUUUUCCUUUCAAGUAUCAUUUCGUAUGAAUGUUUCAUUGGGCCUUAAAUUUUACAAAAAACCUACCGAAGCAUAUCCAGAAUUCUCGACAGUUCGAUUUUGUUAUUUAUUUUAAUUCAACAUCCGAGUAAAGGGUGUUUCGGACGUUUGCAAAAAGAAAUAUUCUCAACAUCGAGAUUAGAAAAGUUGCUGAGAGUCACGUAUUAUUAAAAGGAAAAGUUUUUUUUUCCCAUCGAACAAAAGUAAUAACGACCUUCGACAAAAACGUUUAUCGCCACUUUACGGAGCUUGCAACAAAAAUACAGAACACUUACCUGACAUUGUACAAUCAAGAAGCGAUACGAAAGGAAGAAAAUAUAUGAAGCUGCAGAAAAAUCGGCACGAAGUAUUACUUAUUUUAAGAUAAAUAUAUAUAUAUUUGUUAAAAUACAUUUCCACCAGGUAUUCCUGUGGAAGUAAGCGCUGGUGUGCUGAUCGUUGCUAAAAACGCAGUCCAAAUGUUCUCCGUGUAAAAAAAAAAAAAAAUCUGUAAAAAAUAUUUAAAAAAAAAAAAAAACAAGGGAAAUCGUCAAUUCAGAAAGCCCCAUAAAUGUGUAUAUUUAUUAUAGUGAAAUGAAUUCGAACGAUUUUAUUGUACUCUCUCUCUCUCUCUCCUCGAUCGAACAUGCAUUUCGAUAUUCAGACAAAAAAUGAACUCGUGCAUUGUAAAAUAAACUUUCGAACUUCGUGUUUGAACCCGGUGAGAGUAGAAUCGAGACAAAAUAAAAAAGCAAAGAAAACAAUUCUUUAAAAAAAACCAGAAAAAACGAAAAGCUGUAUAACGAUGUAAAAGUUGUUGCGUAAUGUUGUAAAAUACGAAUAAAUUUAGGAUUGAUCCACUCGAGAGAAUUUCAAGUCAGGGCGUACUAUUUCUUUGCCCAUUUUGUUUCAAUUACAUAGUUUCAUAAAAUAAUUUAUUAUUUUCAUAUUUCGAGUAACAGGGAAAAAAAAUUUACGGACAAACAAAAAUAGGUUGGCCAGAAAUGUUAACGUAAAAUUUAGCUGAAGUUAUUAAGUAACGUCAAAAACGAUGGAAGAAAAUUGGAACAGAAGUUUAUUUGACAGUCAAUGAUUUAUCAGGAUCGAUAUAGCUACCGGGAAAGGCGAACCUGACUUGAAUAAACAAAAUACAAAUCCAAGUGAACGGUUGUAUUAUUGUAAAUGUACAUUGUAUUAUGCGAAAAAUAUACACAAUAUAUUAUAUAUUAAAUUAUAUGUAAAUGUAACAACGCCUAUUCAAUUACAAUAAAGUGUUGGUAUGUGGUUGAGAAUGGUA
Molecule: messenger RNA, 6284 nt
Organism: Venturia canescens
Lineage: Eukaryota; Metazoa; Arthropoda; Insecta; Hymenoptera; Ichneumonidae
Product: sodium- and chloride-dependent glycine transporter 1-like
Exons: 9
Coding region: 1315-3435 (706 amino acids)
Biological process (GO): sodium ion transmembrane transport
Cellular component (GO): plasma membrane
Molecular function (GO): L-amino acid transmembrane transporter activity
Source: RefSeq, a predicted model, not a curated record